Molecule: messenger RNA, 1720 nt
Organism: Molossus molossus (Pallas's mastiff bat)
Lineage: Eukaryota; Metazoa; Chordata; Mammalia; Chiroptera; Molossidae
Gene: RING1
Product: ring finger protein 1
Exons: 7
Coding region: 187-1407 (406 amino acids)
Biological process (GO): negative regulation of DNA-templated transcription
Cellular component (GO): ubiquitin ligase complex; PcG protein complex
Molecular function (GO): ubiquitin protein ligase activity; chromatin binding
Source: RefSeq, a predicted model, not a curated record
CCCCAGCGCCCGGGCCAUGGCGGCGGCGGCGGGAGCUGCUGUCUGAGAGCUGCUGCGGACCGAGCGCACUCGGCCCGGAGUCGGGACCCGGGCGGGCGCGGCGGCGGCGGCGGCGCGGACGGCGGGAGCCGGCCCACCUCUCCUCCUCCUCCGCGGAGCCCCGGCAGGGGUCUGUGCUCGGUCACCAUGACGACGCCGGCGAAUGCCCAGAAUGCCAGCAAAACGUGGGAACUGAGCCUGUAUGAGCUCCACCGGACCCCGCAGGAAGCUAUCAUGGAUGGCACAGAGAUUGCAGUUUCCCCUCGGUCGCUGCAUUCAGAACUCAUGUGCCCCAUCUGCCUGGACAUGCUGAAGAAUACAAUGACCACCAAGGAGUGCCUCCACCGGUUCUGCUCUGACUGCAUUGUCACAGCCCUGCGGAGCGGGAACAAGGAGUGCCCUACCUGCCGCAAGAAGCUGGUAUCUAAGCGGUCUUUGCGACCAGACCCUAAUUUUGAUGCCCUGAUCUCGAAGAUCUAUCCAAGCCGGGAGGAAUAUGAGGCCCACCAAGACCGGGUGCUCAUCCGACUCAGCCGCCUGCACAACCAGCAGGCACUGAGCUCCAGCAUCGAGGAAGGGCUGCGCAUGCAGGCCAUGCACAGGGCCCAGCGUGUGAGGCGGCCGAUGCCUGGGUCAGAUCAGACCACCACGAUGAGUGGAGGGGAAGGAGAACCCGGGGAGGGAGAGGGGGAUGGGGAGGAUGUGAGCUCAGACUCUGCACCUGACUCUGCCCCGGGCCCUGCUCCCAAGCGACGCCGUGUAGGGGGUGCAGGGGGGAGCAGUGUAGGGACAGGGGGAGGAGGCACUGGUGGGGUGGGUGGUGGCGCUGGUUCUGAAGACUCUGGUGACCGGGUAGGGACCCUGGGAGGGGGUACCCUGGGUCCCCCAAGCCCUCCUGGGGCCCCCAGUCCCCCGGAGCCAGGUGGAGAAAUUGAGCUCGUGUUCCGGCCCCACCCACUGCUCGUGGAGAAAGGAGAAUACUGCCAGACUAGGUAUGUGAAGACAACUGGGAAUGCCACCGUGGACCAUCUCUCCAAGUACUUGGCCCUGCGCAUAGCCCUGGAGCGGAGGCAGCAGCAAGAGGCCGGGGAGCCAGGAGGACCUGGAGGGGGCGCCUCUGAUGCUGGGGGACCUGAUGGGGGUUGUGGGGAAGGUGGGGGUGCCGGAGGAGGUGACAGCCCUGAAGAGCCUGCCUUGCCCAGUCUGGAGGGUGUCAGUGAAAAGCAGUACACCAUCUAUAUCGCCCCCGGGGGUGGAGCUUUCACGACACUAAAUGGCUCUCUGACGCUGGAGCUGGUGAAUGAGAAAUUCUGGAAAGUGUCCCGGCCACUGGAGCUCUGCUAUGCCCCCACCAAGGAUCCAAAGUGACCCCACAAGGGGACAGCCAGAGGAUGGGGACCCUGGGGUAUCCCUGUGUCCUGGCCCACCACCCCAGCUUUUGUCCCCCAGUGACCCUCCCCAGCCUGGCCAGCCAGCAAGAGGACACAAAUGAGGACAUGUGGCUUUUAUACAAAGUAUAUCAGAUUCUUCUAUAUUGUACAGAGUGGGGCACGCACCCACAUCGACUGCCUUUUCUAUUGCCUCAAACCGCCCAUCUACAAGACAGCUGGGUAAGGUGAAGAGCCCUCCUUCCAUGCCCUCCUACCAACAACAACAAUUUUGCUUUUUUUCCUCUUUGAAA